Lecanosticta acicola is the source of this 1488-nucleotide messenger RNA. The record is from the annotation of a GenBank genome assembly. NCBI's taxonomy places the organism in Eukaryota, Fungi, Ascomycota, Dothideomycetes, Mycosphaerellales, Mycosphaerellaceae.
AUGGCCUGGUUUCCCGAAAAGGGCGACGACAGCUACGACGUGAUUGUCAUUGGCGCGGGUAUCUCGGGCGUCAACUUCGGCUACCGUCUGCAGGAGAGAUGUCCCAAUCUGACCUACACCAUCUUGGAAGGCCGACAUGAACUGGGCGGCACCUGGAGUCUGUUCAAGUACCCCGGCAUCCGCUCCGAUUCGGAUCUCUACACCUUCGGGUUCCCGUGGCGACCAUGGCGAGAGAACACGGCGAUCGCGCAGGGCGAUCUGAUCAAGAAGUAUCUGAAUGACAGUGCGGAGAUGUACGGCAUCGAUAAGAAGAUUCAAUACAAUACCAAGGUCAGCGAUGCUGCGUACGAUACCACGCAGAAGAGCUGGACGUUGCAGGCCAAGGUCAAUGGAACGCAGGACAAGACUUUCCGCGCUCGGUUCAUCUUGAUGUGCACGGGAUACUACGAUUAUGAGACGCCUCUCGAGACCAACAUCCCGGGUAUCGACAAUUUCCAGGGCCAAGUCAUCCACCCGCAAUUCUGGCCUGAGGAUCUGGACUACUCGGACAAAGACGUCGUCGUUAUUGGAUCCGGUGCAACGGCCAUCACCGUCCUCCCCGUCAUGGCGGAAAAGGCAAGGCGAGUGACCAUGCUCCAGCGCUCUCCCAGCUACGUCAUGGCCGUUCCCGGGCAAGACGCCGUCGAGCGCUUCAUCAAGACAUGGCUCCGAUGGGCACCGGGGCUGCAGGACUUCCUGAUGCGGUUGAAAUGGAUCAUGUCCCCCCUCCUCCUCACCUCCCUGUCCGCAAGAUAUCCCGAAAAGAUGAAGCAAUUCAUGUACAAGGUCACCCAGAAACAACUCCCCGCCUCCAUCCCCCGCGACCCGCAUUUCACACCGAGCUACUUCCCCUGGGAGCAGAGGAUGUGCAUGUGUCCCGACGGAGACUUCUUCCGAUCCCUCCGCUCCGGCAAAUCGAAUGUGGAAACGGGCGUGAUUGAGAACAUCACGCAGGACACCAUCAAGCUCACCGACGGCAAGGAACUCCACCCGGACAUCAUCAUCACCGCCACGGGCCUCAAACUGCGCUUCGCCGGAGGGAUGAACGUCUCCGUCGACGGGCAAGCCUACGCGCCCUCGGAGAAAUUCGUCUGGAAGGGCGUCAUGCUCGAGGAUCUCCCCAACGCCGCUUUCGUCGUGGGCUACGUCGACGCCUCGUGGACGCUCGGCGCGGACGCGACGGCCCAGACGAUGACGCGCAUGUUCAACCAGAUGCGCAAGGAGGGCGUCGUCGAGGUGACGCCGCACCGCAACGAGCGGGAAAAGCGCGAAAUGAAAGAGACGAAUCUCUUGCGCUUGAACAGCACGUACGUCACCAAGGGCAAGAGCGUGCUGCCCAAGGGCGGCGAUCGCGGGCAGUGGGUGCCGCGGAGUAAUUAUCUCAGGGAUAUUUUCAUGGCGUGGUAUGGGGAUAUCAAGACGGGGACGGAGUGGGUGAGGGGGGUUUGA